Molecule: messenger RNA, 1335 nt
Organism: Penicillium oxalicum
Lineage: Eukaryota; Fungi; Ascomycota; Eurotiomycetes; Eurotiales; Aspergillaceae
Product: O-phospho-L-serine:2-oxoglutarate transaminase
Exons: 2
Coding region: 1-1335 (444 amino acids)
Biological process (GO): L-serine biosynthetic process
Cellular component (GO): cytoplasm
Molecular function (GO): pyridoxal phosphate binding; O-phospho-L-serine:2-oxoglutarate transaminase activity
Source: RefSeq, a predicted model, not a curated record
AUGCCGUCCAGGCAAGAAGUCUCUUAUUUUGGAGCUGGCCCAGCUCCUCUGCCUACGCCUGUUGUCGAGGCUGCCGGCCAGGCCUUUGUCAAUUUCAACCACUCCGGUCUCGGCCUGGGAGAAAUCUCACAUCGCUCCCCCACCGCGAACAAGAUCCUCGACGAUACCAAGGCCCAUCUUGCUGCUCUCCUUGAUAUUCCAGACAACUAUGAAAUCCUCUUUAUGCAAGCUGGUGGCAGUGGCGAAUUCAGUGCCGUUGUGCAAAAUCUUGUCCCAGUUUGGAUCGAACGCCGCCGUCGCCGGGCAGAGGCCGAGUUGAGCAAGGCCAACCCGGAUGCCGACAAGACCAAGAUCGAUGAAUUGGUUUUCCAAAGGCUACAGAAGGAAGUUGAUGAGGAAUUGAAGCUUGAUUACCUGGUGACGGGAUCAUGGUCCCUCAAGGCCUCUCAGGAAGCUGCCCGGCUGCUCGGUUCCAAGUAUGUCAAUGUUGCGGUGGAUGCUCGCAAAGCCAAUGGCGGCAAGUUUGGCAAAAUCCCUGCCGAGGACACUUGGUCUUUGACUCCCACCAAGCGGGAUGGUGGCAAAGGCUCUGCCUUCGUCUAUAUGUGCGACAAUGAGACCGUGGAUGGUGUGGAAUUCCCGGAAUUCCCCAAGGCGCUAGAGCCCCAGGGUCAAGAUGCUGAGGACGAGCGCCUAAUUGUCUCUGAUAUGAGCUCCAACUUCAUCAGCCGAAAGGUCGAUGUCAGCAAGUACGCCGUGAUUUUCGGCGGUGCCCAGAAAAACAUCGGUGUCACUGGUAUCACCAUUGUCAUUGUUCGCAAAGAUCUUUUGCCCCCACAGACUGCCACGCCUCCUCCGGCUUUGCUGCACCGACUGAACAUUGGAGGUCUUCCUGGGCCCGUUGUGCUCGACUAUGCCACCAUCGCCAAAAACAAUUCCCUCUACAACACCCUCCCCAUCUUCAACCUCUGGGUUGCUGGCAAGGUGAUGGGUGAUCUCGUAGACACCUUCGGUGCCCAGAAGGUUGGCGGUCAGGAGAAGAUUGCCGACCAAAAGGCGGGACUCAUCUAUGGCGCCUUGGACAAAUACCCCCAGGUCUAUCAGGUCGUUCCUGACAAGGCCGUCCGUAGCCGCAUGAACAUCUGUUUCCGUGUCUGUGGCGGGGACGAUGCCAAGGAGAAAGAGUUCAUUGCUGGUGCUGAGAAGCGUUCGCUCCAGGGUCUGAAGGGCCAUCGCAGCGUUGGUGGUAUGCGUGCGAGCAACUACAAUGCUGUGCCCCUCGAAAACGUUCAAAAGCUGGUCGAGUACCUGGAAAACUUUGCUGCAGAGCAGUGA